Aspergillus caelatus is the source of this 873-nucleotide messenger RNA. Its product is annotated as RHO alpha subunit C-terminal catalytic domain-containing protein. Gene Ontology annotation, molecular function: 2 iron, 2 sulfur cluster binding. The record is from RefSeq and is a predicted model, not a curated record. Bases 1 to 873 code for a protein of 290 amino acids. NCBI's taxonomy places the organism in Eukaryota, Fungi, Ascomycota, Eurotiomycetes, Eurotiales, Aspergillaceae. The transcript has 6 exons.
AUGACCACUAAAAAGCUACACUACUUCGACUUCAGCAAGGAUGCCCGCUCUUCCGGGGUAUCCACGAUGUCCCCUGUGCGUGCUUUGCCAGCCUCCUGGUACACCUCUGAGAAUAUGAGAUGGCUUUUCCUGACGCACAGCUCGCCCGGAUUCGAUAUCCUUAUUACACGCGAUAGCGAGGGAAAUGUUAAUGCCUCCCCCAAGGACCAAGAUAAUGUCCUCCUAGUCCAUGUUAAGAUCGACGUUAAUGGGUUUAUCUGGAUCAAUCUGGGUGCAAAGGAGACACCCGAAGUGGCAUGGGAGGAACAUUUCCGGGAUAUUGACAAGCAAGAACGCCAUACGUAUUCGAUAGACGGUCAUUAUAGCUGGAAGAUCCUCGCCGAUAAUUUCAACGAGUGCUACCACUUUCCUAACUCUUACCUCCUUCGACAGUAUCUCAAGGAUGGACAUAUCCAGCAUCGGUGUGUCUCGACUCCGGAGCAGAUGGAGAUGGGCCUCAAUACUGCUAGCACCUACUACUUUCCGAUGACUGCCAUGGUUGUUUCGAUACAAACAUUUCCACCCAAUGGCCCUAGCAGCUUCAAAAUAUCCUAUGAGAUCUACCGGAACAAGAAGUCCUCUGAAGCCGAUUUCCGACUUAUCAGUGACACGUAUGCGCGGGUUGUAGGUGAAGAUAAAGCCCUGUGUAUCGGUGCGCAGAAGAACCUAGAACGAAAUUUCUUUACCAAUGGUGCACUACACCCUACGUAUGAGAAGACGCCGAUCUUCUUCCAGAGCACAGUUCGACAGGUCAUCACUGAGCAUUUUGACCGUGAAAAGUCCGAAGGUCACGAGAUAUGGCCAGCGAAACGGAGCUUGCCAACCAAUGCAUGA